Messenger RNA from Penicillium verrucosum, 2409 nucleotides. Its product is annotated as ubiquitin C-terminal hydrolase family protein. Gene Ontology annotation, cellular component: nucleus; cytosol. Gene Ontology annotation, molecular function: cysteine-type deubiquitinase activity; cysteine-type endopeptidase activity. The record is from RefSeq and is a predicted model, not a curated record. Gene Ontology annotation, biological process: protein deubiquitination. The transcript is spliced from 5 exons. The coding region runs from base 1 to 2409 and encodes 802 amino acids. NCBI's taxonomy places the organism in Eukaryota, Fungi, Ascomycota, Eurotiomycetes, Eurotiales, Aspergillaceae.
AUGAGUGGCAUCCAUCGGUUUCUGACACGUCGUGAUCGGCACAAUAAGUUGAACAAGCAAAGCAAAGAAGAGGCAUCUAAUAUACUUUCGCGUCCUCUACUCCAUGGAAUAUUCAAGUCAGAGACGACCCUGGCUGAUAAUGAUGAGCAUGAGAAGAAGGUCAGAGCCCUUGCUCAACGGCUUAAACAAGUUGGAAUCACCACGUUAGAGGAAGAGCACAUGAGUUAUGCAUUGCGAACCGUGCAAGGCGACACAGAGAAGGCAUUUAGCCUGCUACUUCUGCUAGAGGACUCGAUCGAGGGAAUCAUCAGGAAUUACACACCCAACACCAAGCUCCUAGGCGCAGAGAACCGCCAAGGAGUCACAUGCUACUUGGACGCGUUGUUGUUCGCCAUGUUCGCACGCCUCGAUUGCUUUGAGGCCAUUCUUUACAAAUCAUUUAAUGAUGAGCCUCGUAAAAAGCUUGCAGUCCUUCUGAGACUAUGGGUGAAUCUGCUGCGAUCAGGAAAACUCAUCACCACAGACAUGACAAAGCACCUGCAGGAUGCCCUAGCAGAAUGUGGCUGGGAAGACGCGGCCAAACUUCAGCAACAGGAUGCUUCAGAGGCAUUCACUUUCAUUACUGAAAAGUUGGAGCUUCCAUUGCUGACUUUGAAGAUGGACAUCUAUCAUACUGGAAAGGAGGAUGAAAGUGAUGACCAUAAGUUUAUCAAUGAGAGGCUUCUCGAGGUUGCCAUACCGCCCGAGCCAGCUGAUGGACACUCACUCACACUGGAAGAUUGCUUGGAAGCUUACUUCAAUAACAUGAUUGAAGUUAAACGACACAUGGAACGACGUAACACCACUAGCUCAGUCAGAUCAAUGGAUUCACUCUCUAUGUCCAAGGGGUCCACCUCACAUGUCGAAACAGUGGAGAUCGAGACCACGCCCACCAUGACCCGCGCUCAAACAAAUACACCCCGGGUGGAAAAACCAAACCCCUGGUCAUCGUUCACCGAGUUCACUGAAUCUCUCGAGGCAUCUCGGUCACCUGGUCGACGUGGUAGUAUUGUUCGACAGCGGUUCUUUCCCGAUUCGAGUGACGAUACAAACUCCAAAGAUACCAAUUCAGAGAAAGAUACCAAUCCAGAGAAAGAUACCAAUUCAGAGAAAGAUGCCAAUCCAGAGAAAGAUGCCAAUUCAGAGAAAGAUGCCAAUCCAGAGAAAGAUACCAGUGGAAAUACGCAACAACGAAAGGGUUCAUACAAGAAAGAAGUCAUGAUGCCUGCGUGGCAAUUUUUCAGUUUAAUACCGUGGUAUACCGACAAUACACCAACAAACGAUGCGCAAGUUGCAGCCCAUUUUUCCUCAAAACGGCCGAUUCUUGGGAUGUGUCUGAAACGUUAUUCCUUCUUGCCAGACGGGAGGGCAGUCAGACUCAAUACACACAUUGAUAUACCAACCGAGAUCGGCCUGCCUCACUUCAUCCAAGAUGACAACUUGGAUGCGGAUGCUCCUCUCUUUGGAAGCUUUAAACUCUCUCUGCAAGCCCUGGUCUGUCAUAGAGGUAACUCGGUUGACUCGGGGCAUUAUAUUUCUAUUGUUCGAGGUACAAAUUGCCCCAAUACCGGCACUCCUGUCACUACUGGCCAAGAAGUCCCGGAGACAACAAAACACUGGAUGCGCUUCGACGAUCUCGCAGCAGAACGAGUGACACUGGUUGACAUUGACCACGCAUUGAAGACCGAAUCUCCCUAUCUUCUAUUCUACCAAAUUCUUCCUAUCGGCGAAGAUCCAUCUGCGCCCAACAUCCAAGCAUCAUCAUCCCGAGCGUCAGACGGCAGUACACUAGCCGACCAAACAGAUCUCAGUGCUGAGGACUUUUCUCCUGACCGACCAAGUGUUGAGGUCACAGGGCCAUGUGAGAGUAACGCGCAAACAUUAGCUAGUAUCGCAAGGCGAUCCAGCGUUGCAUUCUCAGAAACCAGCAACCCGGCUGGUCUUCAGCCGCGCUCUAUUCCAUCCUCAUCACCUAGGCUAGCACCGGCGGAAGAAGGAAGCACAAAGGGGACAUCGUUCUCGCGCCGUGGGUCUCGCUCAGCCAAGAGCAAUCCCGGAAGCCGUGCUGGGAGCCGUGCUGGGAGCCAAACGGGUGAAAAUAGAAUCAGUGCCACUUUUUCACGCUUUGCUGAACGGCUUAGUCGGGAUAAAAUUAGCAAUGAUGGAUUUACCGAGGAAAAUGAAGGGAAUGAGUCUGUACUGGAAAUUGAUGACAUUGUGGACGAUAUGAAACUUGGGCCAGCUGCCCUUGAGAACAAGGAGAAGCGUGGAAGAGACCGAACGAAGGAUCGCGAGAGGAAUAAAGGGAAGGCAAAGGAGAAGUCCAAGGAGAAGAGCAGGAAAUUGGACCGGGAAUGUGUAGUGAUGUGA